GACUUCGUGUCGCCCAUCUAGAGGAUGUCAAGAAGUUUAUUUCAGUGCACCACCCUUCCGCCCUCUGUACAAGCUGCGCUCGGAAGCGCUGGAUAUGAGACAGUGGACGACGUUGCAGGUGUAUCUACUGAGGCGCUAUCUGCAGAACUCGGCAUCUCUGUUAGGGAUGCUGAAAUUUUGGUUAGCACAACGCAAGCACCGAAGGUUCCACGGAUGACCCAGUCCGUAGCAUCACUAGCUCAGGCGAACGUGUUUACGUGCAAGUAUCCUGCUGUCAACAAAGUUCUUGGGGGUGGGUUAUUGCGUGGUCACGUAUUGGAAAUAUCUGGCCCCCCGGGUAGUUUCAAGGAGUCCCUCGCUUGUGACUUUGUGCAGGCAUUCCUCAAGGCAGAUGAAGAAGUCGUGUUUGUUGACAUGCAGAACAUGUCCAGCCCGCAUGCCCUUUCUAGGCUGCUUGAAAGUACGCCGUCGGCUGGGACGUUGCUGCGUUAUAUACGUAUACACACGCUUCCAGAUCUUCUCGUAUUUCUCCGUGAGGUGAAUUCGAAAAUCACCUCCAAGACGGGGCUUUUAGUCUUAAACUCCCUGUCAUUUGUUUUUCAAUCCCAUCCGGACCUGUCACCAUCGAAAAAGAAUGUGAUCCUGGGAAGUAUUAGGCACAGUCUUCUAGAAGCAUGCGUAACUAGGAACCUUACAGUUAUAACCACAUCUCAGAUGGCGACCAAGAUGCUCCACCCUGAUGGCUCCCCAGCACACUUUGACUCAGGAGCAAAAGCAAGUCAUGGUUUCACGGCUAGGAUUCAAACGUGGCUAGGAGUGAAAUACUUACCAUUAGGCCGAUCGUUCCGCAUAAUCAUUGUGCCACAGUGCAGGAGAUCUGGGUACAUUGCAUUCACGUUCCCAACUCAUGUUUUGUGUAUUGAUAUCAAAGGUUCAGAGUCGUGA
Molecule: messenger RNA, 945 nt
Organism: Pisolithus orientalis
Lineage: Eukaryota; Fungi; Basidiomycota; Agaricomycetes; Boletales; Pisolithaceae
Exons: 7
Coding region: 25-945 (306 amino acids)
Biological process (GO): reciprocal meiotic recombination; meiotic DNA recombinase assembly
Cellular component (GO): Rad51C-XRCC3 complex; Rad51B-Rad51C-Rad51D-XRCC2 complex; replication fork
Molecular function (GO): crossover junction DNA endonuclease activity; four-way junction DNA binding
Source: RefSeq, a predicted model, not a curated record